Sinocyclocheilus rhinocerous is the source of this 5281-nucleotide messenger RNA. Its product is annotated as cartilage intermediate layer protein 1-like. NCBI's taxonomy places the organism in Eukaryota, Metazoa, Chordata, Actinopteri, Cypriniformes, Cyprinidae. The transcript has 9 exons. The coding region runs from base 175 to 3690 and encodes 1171 amino acids. The record is from RefSeq and is a predicted model, not a curated record.
ACUCUCUCUCCUCCUCAUUCCAACUAUUUAGCAACUGCUCUGUAAAUAUACCACAGAAACAAGCAGGAGUACAAAAGCUUUCCAUUUCACCGAGAAACCUUUGUGUGGAGAGAGCUGUGUGUGAGAGGUCAGAACCCCUUUACCGGAGGUUGGAGGUCAUUAACGGGAGCCAGGAUGGGCUGCCUCUCAACCUGGACCUUUCAUCUGCUUCUGUUGGGAAUUACAGGCACCUUUUCUCAAGGGACAUGGAGAAGCAUCAUGGGGACAUCAUGGAGACCAAACCCAGCUGUGUACCAUUAUGAAGAUAAUUACGAGUGGACAACAUGGUUCAAUGUAGAUCACCCUGGAGGGAAAGGAGACUAUGAGAAGCUGAAUGCCAUUCGUUUUUAUUAUCGAGCCCGUGUCUGUGAGGUUCCUCGAGCUCUAGAGGCACGUACUACCGAGUGGAUCCCAGCUCGCAGCACUGGGGAAAGAGUACAUGCUGACCCAGCUGUGGGCUUCUGGUGUGUCAAUGAUGAACAGCCUGUUGGGAGAAACUGCUCAAACUAUGCUGUACGUUUCCUGUGUCCUAAAGAAAUUGUUUCAGAUGUUGAAGAAGUGAUAUGGGGUCCAUGGUCAGACUGGAGUCUGUGUCCAGCUCAGUGUGAUCAGGUUGCAAUACAGCAUCGCUCUAGAAGCUGCAAAUCCAGUUCCAAACAAUGCAAAGGCCAAACUGUCGAAGCCAGGCCAUGCCAAGGGCCACCUUGCCCACGCUGUGAACUGCACUGUGUGAUGGGCAAGGUAAAUGAUGAGUGCGAUGGCUGCAUGUGCCAGGAUCAUACAGUUUUAGGAUCAGUCCGUAGUGCCGGGAGUCUCCCUGCACCUGGAACUGCCAUCCUCCAUGCUGGUGCUAGGCCCAAACUCUUCACUGUAACUGAUCACAAUGGCCAUUUUCAAGUCCCUGGAAUCUGCCCUGAUGGCAACACGACACUAAUGAUCAAGCUGAAAAACCACGCUCCACACCAAGUCACUGUUCCCUUGAGCAGUGAACGCACCUCCGUUCUCCUUUUGAAGCUAGAGAGAGCAAAAAAACUGUAUGUGUUGAAAAACCCUGAGAACAAGGCUAGAAGGGAAGGUCAGACCGCUGCCUUCUGUUGUAAGGUUGAUGGGACACCUGAACCAAACCAGUAUGAAUGGUUCCACAAUGGUACUCUGCUGGACAGGAGUCAAUAUCAAUAUGACGAGACACUGGUUUUGAGGAAUGUCAGUUUGGACCAUGUAGGAGAAUACUACUGCAGAGCCAGUAAUGAGAACGGAGCCAUCAAAUCUAAGCCAGCCACCCUCACAGUUAUUGGUCAAAAAGCACCAUCAUGCAACCCUAAGCCUUAUUCCCAUCUGAUUCGACUACCACAUGACUGCUUUCAAAAUGAGACCACCUCUUUCUACUAUGAUGUGGGGAGAUGCCCAACAUCUACAUGCACAGGGAAGCUGGAUCUCGGCAUCAGAUGCAAAGACUCAGUUUCCUACUGCUGUGGAAUUUCAAACAUGGAGGAGAAAGAGAUUACAUGUCAGGAAUAUCAGUUGCCCAUCAUGGUAGUGACUCAGUGUGGUUGUAAAACAUGUGUGGACACAAAGGCUAUUGUUCGUGGACGUGCUAUCGCAGCAGACACUGGUGAGCCCAUGAGGUUUGGACACAUCUACAUGGAUGGCGCAAGAAUAAGUCGAACUGGAUACAAAGGCACAUUCUCUAUCCAGGUACCUACAAACACAGAGCGUCUGGUCCUCACCUUUGUGGACAACAUGCAGAAGUUUGUGAAUACCACAAAAGUGCUACCAUUCAAUCCUAGAGGUGGAGCUGUGUUCUACGAGAUCAAGCUGCUGAGGAAAAAGCCAGCUGUGAUUAUUAGCUCAAGAGAGACUAAUAAGCUAGAUCUUGGUGAGGUAGAAGGCCAGGAUCCCAUUGCGGAGAUCGAGAUCCCACCAAAUGCAUUCUAUAAAGAAAAUGGAGAGGUGUUCAUGGGAAAUGUCAAGGCCAGCGUGACUUUCCUCGACCCCAGGGAUGUAUCAACAGCAGCGGCUGCACAAAGUGAUCUCAACUUCAUUGGUGAUGAAGGUGACACUCUGCCCUUGAGGACCUAUGGAAUGUUCUCUGUGGACUUCAGGGAUGAAGAAGGAGGUGAGUCGCUCAAUGCCGGAGAGGUGAAAGUGCGUCUCGAUGCAGCACAAGUGAAGAUGCCCGAGCACUUGAAGACCAUGAAAUUAUGGUCCCUUAAUCCUGAUACAGGUUUGUGGGAGGAGGAGGGCCAGUUCCAUGCUGAGAAGAAACAAAGGGGGAAAAGAGAGGAGAGGACCUUCCUCAUAGGUAACAUGGAAAUCCGUGAGAGACGGCUGUUUAACUUAGAUGUACCUGAGAACAGGAGAUGUUAUGUGAAAGUGCGGGCUUUCCGUAGCGAACGGUACAUGCCUAGUGAGCAAAGUGAAGGAGUCGUGAUGACUUUAAUAAAUAUGGAGCCCACGCCAGGGUUUUCAACCAACCCUCGGGCUUGGGGUAGAUUUGAUAGUGUCAUCACUGGCCCAAAUGGCGCAUGUCUUCCAGCCUUCUGUGAUGAACAGAAAUCAGACGCAUAUUCAGCCUACAUCAUGGCCAACCUUGGGGGAGAAGAGCUAGAGGCAGUAGCAUCCUCUCCAAAGUUGAAUCCUAACACCAUUGGCGUCCCGCAACCCUAUUUGAAUAAACUAAACUACAGACGCACGGACCACGAUGAUCCCAGAAUAAAAAAGACAGCGUUCAGCAUCAAUGUGGCCAAACCCCGGUCAAACGUGGCUGAGGAAGCCAAUGGUCCAGUUUAUCCAUUUGACAAACUUAAAGAGUGUGCGGAAGCUCCAUUCAGUGCAGCUCACUUCCGUUUCUCAAGAGUUGAAGGAGAUCGGUACGAUUACAACACAGUGCCUUUUAAUGAGGAUGACCCCAUGAGCUGGACUGAAGACUAUUUAAGUUGGUGGCCAAAACCCAUGGAAUACAGGGCCUGCUACAUUAAAGUAAAACUUAACAGUCCCCAUGAGCUCAACGUUCGGUCUCGCAAUAUGGGAGGUACCCAUCCAAAAACUGUUGGCCAACUGUAUGGCAUUCGUGACACAAGAAGCAUCAGAGACAUGGACCAAUCAACUGUUUCAGCAGUGUGUCUGGAAUUCAAGUGCAGUGGGAUGCUUUAUGAUCAAGACCGAGUGGAUCGGACCCUUGUGAAAGUAAUGCUUCAGGGCAGCUGUAAGCGAGACAGUGUAAACGGCAUGCUACAGGAAUACUUGGUGAACCACCUUCCACUGGCUGUCAACAAUGACACAAAUGAGUUCACCAUGCUUGCACCUCUAGACCCACUGGGCCACAACUACGGUAUAUAUACAGUGACUGACCAAGAUCCUCGGACAGCCAAAGAAAUUGCGCUUGGCCGUUGCUUUGAUGGUACUUCAGAUGGCACCUCUCGAGUCAUGAAGAGCAACGAAGGAGUGGCAUUAACAUUCACCUGUGGUGAUAAAGAGGUCACUAGGCAGAGUAUGUUCCAGCAGAUACAGAACUCACUGGGUCAGGCCACAGCUGGAAGUGCACGGCCAGGAAGAGGAAACCGGCGGCAGAGAGGUGGCUCAACAGCACUUCGCAGUAGUAUGAGGAGGAGUACUCGUAAUUCCUACACACGUGCCCAGUCCAUUGGUUGAUAUUCCUAGAACUUAAAAACUAUACAUGAGACAAGACAGACCCAUUCCUUAUGGGGGCUGCUCUCAUGUUUAACUCAGAGUUACUGGAUUUAGGCCAUUUUAAAACUUGGCAGAAUAAGAAAAUUAAGGUUGUAUUUGAACAUGGCUGGGGCAAAGUCCCACAGCAAUUUAGUAUUGCUGAUAACAUCAACUGGCAAACAAUAUUACAGAUUUCAUGAAUUGCAACUCAAAUUCAUAUUAGAGUGAAGAAAACAACUUUUUUACUUUUAUUAAAAGCCUAUCAAAACCUAACAAAAAAAUCACCAUAUUUUUUAACAGUAACUCCAAAGGAAUGUGUGCUUCAUGUAAUUUUUCAUUUUUAUAUUUUCUAUUGACUUGUACUGUGGUAAACAUUUUACUACUUGAAACUGUAAAUACUCAAAUAUUUAUUGCAUACUUCAGAUUAUCAAAAACAAGGCAGUAGAACAUCACAUUUCCACUCAAACAUGUAUGCCAUUUAUCACUCAUUAAUUAAAACACUCUGAAGUUGUCCAAACCCUUUACAAAAAUACCAAGUUAUACCUUUAGUCCAAUGAUUUUAUUAAAUUAGAGCUUUAAAAAAAACAAUGCCUUUGUGUUCUCAUUGCCCAAUUUUAACAAUGUAUGAGAAAAUCCUCCAAGCUGUUUUUUAUAAAUAUUUUUUGCCAAUAACAAGUUUGCAUUUCAUUUUACUUCAUGUUUGUAGAAGCUUACUGUAUAGUGACAAUGGGUCAAACAAAAGCACGAAACCCCAUGGAUCUGUUGCUUCAACUAAUGAUGAUUAAACCCGAUCAUAUACUGUCAUAUGAGCAACACUACUGAAUAUCAUUAAUCGAUCAAAUGUGCAGCAAUACUUUAAAUAGUUCAUUUAAAAUAUACUUUGGCGGAGAAACAACUGCACCAUAGUUAGUCUGUUCUGCAUUCAUAUGAAGGCAAUGUCAACCGAUUCAAGAUCAUGCUUGGAUUCAGUUUUGUUUUACUUACAUUUUUCCAUUCUUUCAUUUAGUCAGGGUGCCUCCUCUGUUCAUUAUGUAGUGUUGACUCAAAGCACUGACAAAGUCCUAUUAUUUCAAAUGUUGAAUGGUUCACACUUGGAAAACUGUUUCCAAUUAUGCAAGAAAAGUACAACUAUACUUUCAAUAAGGACAUUCUUGGAAGAAAUUAAUUUGCAUAGAGCAUUACAUUUACUUCCGUGUAACUGAAAUUGCACAGCUUUAAAAACAUGUCACUUUCAAGGAAAACAAAAAGAUAUUGUCUGCAAAGUUUUCUACAAGGCAUUGAAAUGCUUAUUGAAGCCAAUCAGAGGAAACGCCUCCAUCAAAAAUGUCCCAUAUCAUAUAGUGUUUUCAAAAUAAAAAUGAGAUUUCAAGGCCAUCUGAAAAAAUUUACUUUUCCCCCAUUUGCCGCUGAGGUGCAAUGGGCUGAUAGCAGCUUUAUGAGGAGUCCGUCACCAGUGGAACCAAGUAAAGGGUUGACACUGUUCAGUGUCAAAGAUGGCACUGAGAAGCAUGAAAGGGUAAUGUUGCAUGUCUGCAAGGGCAUCUGGGCAGAGAGGGAAUGGGAACCUUCGUCA